Molecule: messenger RNA, 3027 nt
Organism: Fundulus heteroclitus (mummichog)
Lineage: Eukaryota; Metazoa; Chordata; Actinopteri; Cyprinodontiformes; Fundulidae
Gene: dab2
Product: DAB adaptor protein 2
Exons: 15
Coding region: 418-2727 (769 amino acids)
Biological process (GO): positive regulation of endocytosis; negative regulation of canonical Wnt signaling pathway; receptor-mediated endocytosis
Cellular component (GO): plasma membrane
Source: RefSeq, a predicted model, not a curated record
GUCCGUAUCAGGCUCAUUUCCUCUGCUUCCAACUUAUCUGUUUUUUGAUAGUCUUUUUAUUUCAUCUCCAAGGCUCGGAAAAAUAAGAGAUCGGAGGGCAAAUUAUGGGCACUAAUUUCCUUUUGCUUGGCUGGGCAUCACGAGAUUUCUCGCUCUGCUAGCAUAAGAUUAACCUUAGGUAACUGCUCAACCUUUGCUCAUUUCCAACCUUUGAUCUGCUCAACGACUGUCACAGGCUCUUUACAUUGUUGCUUUUACCAGUUUUCCCUCUGGAGCUGGUCCUGAAGACAAGCACAAAGAGAAGCAUGAGUGGGUGUUAGGAGUCAUAUGCUUGACAACUCUGCACCAGAACACAGAGCUGCAGACUGCCUUGCCUGAGAUUUUCAGUUGUCUGGUGAAGUUGGACCCCUUCACACAAUGUCUACAGAAGUGGAAAAUGUACCAGCAACUGCUGACCCAAGUUCCCCAGCCACCGUGUCAAAUGCCAACAGCCCACACACAUCCCCGGUGGCAACCACACCCAAGGCCCAGUUGAAGAAGGAGAAGAGGAAAGUUCCAGAAAAGACGGAUGAGUACCUCCUGAGCAGGUUUCAGGGGGAUGGUGUGAGGUACAAAGCCAAGCUGAUUGGCAUUGAUGAUGUCUCCGAGGCCCGUGGAGAUAAAAUGUGCCAGGAUUCCAUGAUGAAACUUAAGGGGAUGGCGGUAGCUGCUCGGUCCCAAGGCAAGCACAAACAGAGAAUCUGGGUCAACAUUUCCAUGUCUGGUCUAAAGAUCAUUGACGAGAAAUCAGGAGUAAUUGAACAUGAGCAUGUGGUGAAUAGGAUCUCCUUCAUUGCCAGAGAUGUAACAGACAACAGAGCGUUUGGCUAUGUAUGUGGGGCUGAAGGACAGCAUCAGUUCUUUGCCAUAAAAACUGCACAACAGGCAGAACCCUUGGUCAUUGAUCUGAAGGAUCUGUUCCAAGUCAUCUUCAACAUGAGGAAGAAGGAAGCUGAGUCAUCACAGAAGGCUGAAAAUGGCUCUGCUGUCGUUGAGAACGGAGGUGCCUUGCAAAGUGCUGACAGUCAAUCAAAGAAUCCCCAGCCAAUGGAACAAUUUGACCUUUUUGGAGACAUUACAACUCCUCCAGACAUCAGGGCACCAAAUGAAUCUAAUGACAUUCUGUUGCUGGACUUUUCUGCUGGAGUUGACAGCAAUCAAAAUUGCAUAAAGGAUGUCUCUUUUCUAACCUCCCUCAGCCCUGACUAUAAAGCGCCCACAAAUUCUUCAACUUUAAGCUACUUUCCUGUUCCAGACAAUGAUCCAUUUGGAGAUGCCUCCCUUUCAAGUCCACCCAAUAGUUUUUCACCUGCUGAUACGCCUACAUCCCCUACAAGUAACCUUAGCAUCGCUGCUGGUAGCAACACCAUGACAAAUGUUAAUAGUUUGACUGGAGAUGCUGAACACAAUAGGCAGAUGAAUGGAUUAUCCAGUAAAUCAAUGAUCCUUGCUCUCAAUAAUGGACAGUGGCCACUAGGGGGUAGUAUAGCACAGGGCACCGCAAUAACGAUGAUGGACGGGAAUGAAUAUCAACAAACCUAUACAGCCAAAAACCCGUUUUUCGACUCCUGUUUGAAAACGUCCCCUGUCUCUAACGACAUACCAAGUCAUCCAGAAGCACCAGCCACUCAAAGCGACUCUGUUGUCCUAAGCCCACCUCCACAGAACUCUAAGUCUGGACGAGGUCGAAGGACUACAAAGUCUGCUUCAAGUGACCUGUUUAGUGCGGACCUGUUUGGCGCUCCUGCUCCUUCCGAGACUGCUCCAGCGGACCUUUUCAACAAUACACCCACAAAUACUCUUCCCUCAACCAUUGUUGCCCUGGGAAAUCUGCAGUUGGGUCCACCAGCUACAACUGUACCUGCAGUAGGCAUGUGGGCCUCCUCCCCUGCUGCACCUGCAAUGUUCCCCAUGCCAGGAAUCGUCGCUCCUGGCCCUCAACCCAGCUUUCCGCAACCAACUGCCUUUGGCCUUCCCAUGCAGCCCCCAGCCUGGGGCCCGCAGGUGGCCCCAGCGUUUAGCCCCCCACCCCUCUCUCCACCUCACCUCCAGUGGGGUCAGCCUGCUGCAUCCAAUCCCUUCCAAACGAUGGGAGAUCAUGGUCCAUCACGCCCCCCUCCAAGGCCACCAGCUAAGGAGACCCUGCCACCAGUGGAGAAAAGUGCCUUCACAGCUUUGGAUCCUCUUGGAGAUAAGGAGAAAAAAACUGGGAAGGACAUGUUCAAAAACUUCCAGCUUGCCAAACCUCCCGCUAUCCCAGCGAGGAAAGGGGAGCUCACACCUGCAGCUGCGCCAGGCCCUGCUAACCAGGAGUCGGGGGCAUUUGAUGAGUACUUUUCCAAUAAAGUUGGUCUGGCUCAGGAUGCUGCAGACCAUGAUGACUUUGAUAUUAAUCAGAUGUCCUCACUUGCUAAUAAUGAUGCUCCAAAGCAACCACCUUUACCUGCUCAGCUGGCCGCUCCAAGUCUUAAUCCUGCCCUUCUAGACGCUGCCUUCUCUUCAGCUCUGGUCCCCAACAGUUCAGCGCAAACACUGGGCCAAGACCCCGGUCAGGACAUGUUUGAUAAAGCUUUUGGUGCCCCAGAUCCAAAUCCUUUUGGAACACCCCCUGUUGGAAUGAAUACUGUUGCUCAGACUUCUGGUUCCACAGAUGUCUUCGGAAAUGCGUUUGGGAAUCCUUUUGCUUAAACACAGGUUUACCCACAAUGAAAAGCAAUAGAGGACAAAACAACUCCACCUCCAAACUUGCCUUCAGGACAAGCUGCCCUGUGCAAGACGAUACCAAUGAACUUUUCUUACUCUUGUCCUUGAACCAUUAUUAUAUUUUUUUUUUAACACUCUUCUCUGAUAGUUCUGUUGACUGAUCCACCAAGUAAAUGUUUGGGUAUGAUCUUCUAAUGAAAGAACUGUGCUGUGUGAAAGAAUGUUUAGAUGUUCACUGCUAAUGCUGUCUUUGCUAAAGAAAUAAAAUUGUAAUGGUGCAGUAAA